This is a messenger RNA of Dovyalis caffra, 321 nucleotides long. NCBI's taxonomy places the organism in Eukaryota, Viridiplantae, Streptophyta, Magnoliopsida, Malpighiales, Salicaceae. The record is from the annotation of a GenBank genome assembly.
AUGGCUUUCGCGCUAGGAGAUCAUCAGCUUAUGGCAGGAAGGAUGGAUGAGCUCCCUAUUGAUAUAAUAAAAGGGGAUGGAGUACCGGAACCAGAGCCAGUACAACUCAAUCAAAGUGGGAGCCGGUUCAAGUCAGUAUUGCCGGGCGAGUCAGGUGCUAGCGGAAGUCGUAACGAAAACCGUUCGGAAAAGUCUAGUUCCGAGUUAGAAGGGCUGCUAAUAAAGCCGAUAGGUAGGUCGGUGGUUGAGCGACUUGAAGCUUCUUCUGCUGAAACUGCUAAUGUGGCUGACCUAGAUGUGGCAUCUCUUGCCGCCCAUUAA